AUGCGUCAGCUCCAAUUUUCUUUCAGGCUGGUAUUCUUUAUGCAAGUUCUCGGUCUGUCCGCUGAAAAUGCUGGCUGGCUGGUACUCCAGAAAAAACUGGCUCUCGCUUUUGCCUCGCCUUUCAGCGCAUUCCUGGUGGAUAGAAUCAACAUCCCAUUUUUGUCGCGGAAAAUUGGGAGAAGAAAGUCUUGGCAUUUGGUCGGCACUGUGUUGAGCGUCAUUUUUAUGCCCAUGUUUUUUAGCUCAUGUUACGCUUGUCCGGACAAUGGUGAAGAGUGGCAAAAGAUCGUAAACCUUUCAAUACUUAAUGUGAUAUUGGCGCUUUCAGCCUGCUUACUGGAUAUUGGACACUUGACACUUAUACCGGUGAUUGCCAAAGAUCAAAUUGAAGCUGUAGAAUUGAGCGCGUUGAGGUUUGUUCUUCGCCCUCCUUAUAUUCAAUGUUCUAACCCCCUAUAUACAGAACUUUCACCUGGAUAACUCAAACCUGUUCAGUUCAGUUUACACAUUUGCAUUUGUAGUUCACCCAAGAAAUCCAUUGUGUCUUCUUUCUUGCAAUCAACAGCCAACACUGAAAUGACCUCACGGCCCUUGAGAUUACUUAUUGGACAAUACGGGUAACAUUUAUAUCAUUUUAUUUUGUUCUUGUAGGGUCACCUUUACGUUCUUAAGUGGAAUUGCUACCUACCUCGUGGCUUGGGUAAUUCUUGGACAAGAUUCCAGAGACAACCUCUCAACAGAAAGCUUGAUGGACUUCACGGUGAAAUAAUUCAUUCAAUUUUUAACCACCGUACCGCUUUUCAAUUAACUUGAGUUCUUUCCUUUUUAGACAAUGGCGGCAAUAUUGGUUGCAAUGGGUCUCAUAUCUUCAGUGAUUUUCCAUGUUGGAACUAAAGAGUUCUCAGGGGAAGGAAACAGGGACUCGGGGGGCAUCGUCACAGAAGAUCUGGUAAGAUGCUUCUAACAUGGAAAGCUAGUGAAGACAUCGUUUACUUUGCAAAAUGCCUUUGCAACUUUUAAUCUCUGCCUAUUGCGUAUUAUGCUAAUUUAUUCUUCGAAUGUUCAAUUUUCUUUUAUCUUUCUUGAACAGUCUCAUAUUCCUGCAAUGACUGCUUUGCAAGCAACACCCUUAAAAGAAACAGGUACACUCAGGGCUUUAAGAUACAGAUUAAUUGAAAGUAAUUAGAAUGAGAGGCACGCAAUUUGCCAUUUCCAAAUAUUUAGAAAUACUUGGUUUCAUAUAAUAGCGAGAUUCUUCCACUUUACGGUCAGACGAAAACCAUAUGUUUCCUGCAAUUGCUACUUCGUCACCUGAAUACAAUCCUGCUGGUUUCCUUCAAUUUUUAAAUCUCCUUUUUGUGUAAAGCUGGGAGUAAGUGGGAAGAAGGUGUCGGGGGGGGGGCGUUGGCGUGGCGGGUACAGCAAAAAGAGUGCAGGUGAUGUGGUACAUCAGUGAAGCUACACGAAAACUCCAACACCAUCCACUUACAGGAAAGGGCUGCUUAGUGUCUUUUCUCCCUUUUUUCUCCCUUUUUCCAGUUGAUUCUAAAAGUGUUAAAGAUACGGAUGGCGUCACCGGCACCGUACCAAAUGAUCGUAACGGUAACGGAGACGAAACCGAGGAAAAAUCUCGCCAAAACGAUUUCCAAUCUGGUUCUCCAUUGUCCUCUGGCGUGGAUAAGCCAGGUUUCCUUGACUCCUGUGAAACAGAAUCGGGAAGAUGUUAUCCAGACCAGGUUAAACUAGAACCAGUAGAAGUGAAUUUGAAUGACUCUCAGAGUGUAGGGGUGAAUUGCAAACCAUCCACUAACUCUGAUGACCCAGAAUCUCCUCGUUCAUCAACAUCUGCACCCACCAUGACCUUACGAACCUGGCUGAAAAACCCGCAUCUUUACAAGGUAUUUCUCCUUUGACUAAUCCUGAUACGUUCAAUAGAGUCCCACUAACUAUUUCGUCAAGAACAAUGCACUCAAACAGCUAACACUAAUUUCCUGAUUACAAUUUCGAAUUCGUACAGUCCAAGUGAAAAAUUGCUUUAGCGGGCUGUUUUUUUUAGAUGACUUUGUAAUUACCUUUGCUGUAUCGUCAAAAAACAUGGGUGUUUACCAUUUACACAAAACUGGGGGUGGAGCUAUUGUGCAUAAAAUUAAAACUAUAACAUUUGACCAGGUGGGAAAACGUUCCACUACAAAGUAUAUCCAAAUGAGCUGAACAGACUGAAAAGAUUUGAAAACUUGCAUCGCCUCAAAUCAAAGCCUAUAUUUCCUUAAGCUUCCCAAACGAAACGGCGCAAAACAUUUGAAAUGCAACCGUAAUUUCCAUUUUAUGCAUGUAAAUGGCAAGUUACCUUUGUGUUACAGUCCUCACCAACAUUACAACUUUUUACAAUUUUUCUAAAUUCCAUUGUUAUUAUCUUCAGGUGUCCGUCAUCUUUACCUGCACAUUUGUUUUGCGAAGCAUCUCUUACUCGUACUUGCCACUGUUUCUAACUUACAGAGCUCAUUUCGCAAAGGUAUAAAAAUGUAUUUAAAUAUUAUACAUAUGCAUACAAAAGAGUUUAAUUUAACUAAGUUAAACACAUUUUUUUGGAAGAGUCUUCCCGUAAGCAUUAGAUCUGCUUGUACAGUGAUAUCAAACAGAAACUGAAAACAUUUUUAUUCAGCAAGGCGUUUGGUUAGUACAAUUAGUUUAUACUUAGAUUUUUUAUAUAUAUAUUUUUUCUGCAAAUUACUUUUCUUAUAGCCAAUUGUAAAUAGUGUAGUUUUCGUCUUUGAUUCCAUAGUGAUUGUAAAUAGAUUCUUACUUUUGUAUUUAUCUUAAUGUUUGUGAUGCACAUUUGGUUAUUUUUAUGCAAAAUGCGCAAUAUAAAUAUUAAAUAUUAUUAUAUUAUUAUUAUUACUAUUAUUACUAUUAUUAUUAUUAAUAUCAGUUAUUAUUAUAAAUAGAUUUUUGAUAGUUUUUUUCUUAGUAAUGCUUAAUUUUCCUUUUCCCACUUUUAAAUUAAGGGUUUUUAAUUUGUAAACGAUACGAUGAUAGUUUAAAAUUGUAAAUAUUACUUAUUUUUCUGAUGUUUAAAUAAAGAUUUUUCAGUUAUUAUUAUUAUCAUUAGUAUUAUUAUUAUUACUACUACCAACAAUGCAGUGCGUAAGAAAGAAAAAUAUCUGAACUUGAUCAACGAAAUGAGUAGAAAUUACAGAUGUGUGAGAUUUGUAAAUCUCUCCAUGAGUUCCCUUGGCAUUUUCUCCGAUGAAUGCUCCACGUUCUUAGACAUGAUGAAUGACAUUGGCAUUGACAAAAAGCAGCAACGUUAUAUAAUCAAGAAAAUGAUAAAUAUAGCCAUUAGAGCAACAUAUUAUAUCUUUUGUUGUAGAAAUAGGAACUGGGAUAGCCCAGACUUAAUGCAAUUUUGAUAUAUUUUUUUUUCUGGAUUUUGUUUUGUUUUUUUUUUAUAAAUAAUCCAAUCUCAAGCAGCAUUUGUAAAUUGCCUAUACGUAGCGAGAUUUACAAUUGUACAUUCAAAAACACAAAUAAAGUUUCCAUUAUUAUUAUUUAUUCGCAACCAUAAAUCCUCUGCUAGUGUGCAAUAUUUGAAUUGCUUUCGGAAAAUGAAAAAUUAAUUGAGCUCGGAAAUUUUGGUGCGAAUAGCAAAAUGCACUAGUCUAGAACAUUAACCUAAAAACGAAAUUUUUAUCUACACCUUUACUUUAUUAGGAGUCCAUUGCAUAUCUACCACUUAUUUUGUUAAGCAGUUGA
This is a messenger RNA of Porites lobata, 3753 nucleotides long. Lineage: Eukaryota; Metazoa; Cnidaria; Anthozoa; Scleractinia; Poritidae. The record is from the annotation of a GenBank genome assembly.